AUGAAAGUUAUAUAUAUUAUAUUAGGUUGCCUUAUUAGCCAUUAAAAUUCAAAGUGCGUCGAAUUAAAAAAUCAAUCCUAAAUUACUUGUUAUUCAUUCACAUAAAGGUGUUGUAUAAUAGAAGGAGAUGAAGAAGAUUUUUCGAACCUCCAAAAAAUCAAUACACAAAUUGUAGAAAAGUCAUUCUAAAUUCCAUAUUAAGAAGAACCGAUUCUAACUAGACUCGUCACAUCUUUGAAUCAAAAUAAAAUACACAAAAGGUUGAUGUGCUCCUUGUUUGUUAGUUUUGAAUAUUAUAUCAUUUGUACGGAAUUCGACUUAGUUUUAUAUGAGGAAUAAACUAAUUAUAGUGAAUUAAUUAGGAUAGAUACAAAAAUAUUAGCUAAUGAAUUUUGUGAUGAAUUAUUUAGAAAUGAAGAUGAAAGUUUGAGUUUAUUUUGUCUCGAAUAGUCAACUUUAAAAUAAUAUUCUUUGUUUUUCCAAAAAAAUGUGAAUUCAAUUUUGGAACAUGAUGUUUCAGACCAAAUCAAAGAUUAAUGCAAAAAAAAAUAAUUUAAAUUGUAGGAUGACUAAUACUUCAUUAUUUUUUAUCAAUGUUCGAAAUGGAAAAUUUUGUUGAUUAAAAACAAAUAAGCUAAUACUUUAUUCGAUUCUUAAAUGAAGUGCUAGGAUAGUUAGCUAUCAAAUAUGUCCUUUAUUGAUGAUGUAGCUUUCUGUAAUUUUAAUUAUUUUUCUUCUUUUAUCUAUUUGAUAGAAAAUAAUAUGUAUGUGUAAUUGAAUUUCAAUUAAGAUAAAGUCAAAAUUAUGAGUUGCUUAUAAAUAUAAUAUGCAAAUCGAAUUCAGAAAAUACUAAUUUAACCGAAAUGUUUAUUUAUGAUUUUAGUCAAUGAAUUAGAUGAAUCUGAUUAAUCUUAAAAAGCAUUGCAGAUCCUACUGAAUUAGAACUAUUCAAUGGAUAAUAUUCACUUUUAUUAGAAUCUUCUUUUCCUUUAAAACCAAUUUUAAUUAGAUGUAUUAAUAAAUGUUAGAAUUAAUUAAACAUAUCAAAUUUGCAACACUACAUUGUAUUUUUUUGAUUUUGAUAAUUUAUUCUGUUAAUAUGAUUCAGCCAAAAAAGUGUUAUAAUUUUAUAAGUAUUAAGCAUUAAGUACUGUUGUAAAACCUAAGUAGAAGUAUGUAUAUGUAAUUUAGAAAAUAAAUUUGUUUAGAAAAGAUGAUAUUAUAAACUGUUUUAAAAUUCUAUACGAAAAUAACACUUAGAAAGAAAUACCAUAAUCCACUGAUUUGAUGAUUUUCCAAAAUAAUUGUUAAAAUAAGUAAUAUUAAAUAUGGAAACCAACCUAUCCUAAUUACUUUAAAAAUAGUACUUACAAUUUUUAUAGUGUUGAUGGAAGUCUUAACUUAAGUAUCAAGAAAUAUUAAGACUUUCAACAUUAUUGUAUUUCAAGACUUUCUAAAUCUUAUUUCUAGGAUAAGUUUUAUCUAAAAGAAAAGAUAAAUAGCUACAUAUGUUUUGAAUAAGGAUCAUUUUUUAAAAUCUAUGAUUGCUAAUAAUAAAAAUUGUUAAUUUAAGUUAACGUAAGUUAAUAUUAUGUACUUAAAUGUGAUUUAGGCUAUUAUUUUAUAAACAAAAAUAAGAAUAAUUAUAUGAGAGGAGUUAUCUUUAAAGAAGGUUCUCUUUCUCAUUUCAAUAUCAAAUUAAAUGAAGUGAUUACAAGUUUUAAGCAUAUUUAUUAAAGUAUAUUACUUUACACAAGCAGUUCUAAUUUGCCUCUUAUCAUAUAAAUGAAUUCUUCGCCAUAUCAAAAUUACAGCUAUCUAUCAAAAACCCUUUAUUAACCAGAACCUAUUAUAUUCUAUUUUGAGUUUGGGAAUUCAAAGUUUAUACAAUAUUCAAGUAUUUUAGCGAUAUAAAAUACGGAGAAUUUUAGAUGCUAUAAAUUUUCAGAGUUACAAAUAAUUUCUAUUCAAUCUGAAUUCAUAACAGACUGUUACUCUAUAGUUGCGAUACAAAAUUAAACUAGUUCUUUAAUUCUAAAAUAUUUUAUCGAUUAAGAACUACUUUAAAUAUAAAAUUACACCUUUUAGAACUAUUCAUUUUAUUAUCCUGUUAAGUACUCAAUACUCACUAAUAACUUAGCUAUUUUAAUUGAAUAAAAUAAAAUGUUAUACAUAGCCAUUUUUUUAUAUAAUUAGUCUCUGCUAUCAUUAGAUGAAAUUAUCCCAACUGAUGAUCCCUUUUUUUAAAUUCGAUUCAAAUCUUCUAUUUUUUUCCUCUAAUAAAGUUUGGAAGUACUCAUUCUUGAAGCAAUUUCGAGUCGAAUUGAAAUUAAAAUAAUUUCAUUAAAAUACCAUUUCAUAAAACUUUUCAGUAAACUAAAAAGAGGAGGGAGGUGUUGAAUUAAAGAUUUAAAUUUAGAAUCAAUGCUUUAAUUUAUCUUCUCUCAUGAAAUCCUCUAUAAUUGAAAUUGAAAAUAAUAAAAGUUUGAAACUAAAUAUUACUGAUAUGUUUUAUGGUCCCAUUGGUAAUUUAACACUUUUAAAUAAUAAAAACAUAAUUUUGAAGGGACCUUUUCAAAUUAAGUAAGAUCUUUUAAUUUGUAAUGAUGAAACCUCAACAUUAUGUAUUAGACAAUAUUAUUUAAAAGAAAAAAAAAGAAUAUUAAGUUUUUAAGUAAUUCUUUAGGAAAAUUAAAUUUUUGAAGUAAUUAAUCGAAACUAAUAGAAUAAUUAUUACGUAACCUGGAUAAAGUAGUAAUAUUACCUGUACGUUUCAUAACUUUCUGACUAUCUUAAUAUUGAAUUAAUUGAAUGUUUUGAAAAAUUGGAUCAUGCUUGUAAAGUGAUGUCAAAUCUUACUGUAGAUAUAAAAAUUGAUUAAAUUAAUAUGGCAGAUACAAUGAGAGUUGGUAAUUUAAUAAAACUGAAAGGUAAAAAUGCUGAUGCUUUUAUUAUUAUUGAUGAUAUCAAUUAUAAUAUAUCAAUCUUACCCUUUACUAUAAUAGAUAUUCUAUAUAUUGAAAAUUCUAAUGAUUAAUAUCUAAUCCUAUAGAAAAAUAAGACAGAUUCAAAUGAUUUAGAAUUAACUAUAUAUUCAAUCAAUUUAAAUCAAAAUCAUAAGACAUACUCAUUCGCAAUCACUAAAAAUACCUAUGCAGAAUUGAUUAAAAGUGGGAAAUUA
Molecule: messenger RNA, 3181 nt
Organism: Paramecium octaurelia
Lineage: Eukaryota; Ciliophora; Oligohymenophorea; Peniculida; Parameciidae
Source: the annotation of a GenBank genome assembly